This is a messenger RNA of Homarus americanus (American lobster), 1158 nucleotides long. Its product is annotated as proline-rich protein 36-like. The annotation marks the transcript as partial. NCBI's taxonomy places the organism in Eukaryota, Metazoa, Arthropoda, Malacostraca, Decapoda, Nephropidae. The record is from RefSeq and is a predicted model, not a curated record. The transcript has 3 exons.
AUCGCCGCCCCUGCCAUCACCGCCCACACCUUUCCUGCAUCACCCGCACCCUCUGCUACCGUCACCACCCCUGCUGCCAUCACCGCCCCUCUGCCAUCACCACUCCUACUGCCGCCAUCUGCCAUCACCACCCUACUGCCCAUCACCGCCCCUGCUGCCGCCUCGCCGCACCUGCCAUCCGCCGCCCCCGCUGUCGAAACGCACCUCUGCCAAUCACUCUGCCCCCUCACCAUCGCCGCCAUCUGCCACUAUUACAUCUGCUGCCAUCACGCUUCGCCUCUGCUGCCGUCGCCGCCCUUGCUGCCGUCGCCGCCAUUGCUGCCAUCGCGCCGCCUCUGCUGCAUCGCCUGCGCAUCUGCUGCCAUCGCCGCCCCCUGCUGCCGUCACCCGCCGCCCUGCCAUCGCCGCCGCCCACUGCCAUCGCCUUGCGCACUCUGCUGCCGUCCGCCGCCUCUGCUGCCAUCACAGCCGCCCCUGCUGCCGUCACCACCAUCUCUGCAUCGCCACCGCAUGCUGCCAAUCGCCACCGCCUGCCAUCGCCGCUACUCAACUGCUGCCAUCCGCCGCCCGCCUGCCGUCGCCUUGCCUCUGCUGCCAUCACCGCCACCCCUGCCGCCGUCUUACGCCCACUGCCAUCACCACCCAUGCUGCGUCGCCGCCCCAUCAAUCCGCCGUCUUGCUGCCCCUGCUGUCACCGCCCAUGCCUGCAUCACCACCCCUCUUGCCCAUCGCCGCCAUGCCCAUCGCCGCCCAUGCUGCGUCACUAUGCCCUUUUCUGCGUCGCUGACGCUGCUACCGUCACUGCCGCCCCUGCUGCAUCGCCGCCAUACUGCCGUCACCACCGCCUGCCGUCGCCGCGCACUCUGCUGCCAUCGCUGCCACCUCUGCUGCCGUCCGCUGCCCCCUGCGCCGUCACCGCGCCACUGCCGUACCGCACUCUGCGCCAUCCGCACUUCGCCCCUGCUGCCAUCUGCCCUUACUGCCAUCACCGCCGCCCCGCCGCCGUCGCACCCACCUCUGCCAUCCUUGCCACCCUCUGCUGCCAUCGCGCCGCCCCUGCCAGCCGUCACCCACCCUUACUGCCAUCCCCGCCGCCCCAUCCCUGCCGUCACUACCGCACUCUGCUGCCAUCACGCCGCCUCUUCUGCCGUCGCUUAG